Molecule: messenger RNA, 915 nt
Organism: Magallana angulata
Lineage: Eukaryota; Metazoa; Mollusca; Bivalvia; Ostreida; Ostreidae
Product: B9 domain-containing protein 2-like
Exons: 4
Coding region: 149-676 (175 amino acids)
Biological process (GO): cilium assembly
Cellular component (GO): MKS complex
Source: RefSeq, a predicted model, not a curated record
AUAAAUUAAAUCUACAGAUCUAUAGUGUUGGUCACAUUUACGAAUAUCUGAAUACGAAACAGUGGCUGAUAUACAUAGAAGUAAACAUUCCAACUGCUUGCAAUCUGGAAGAGAUGAUUAAACGUCUUUUCUGAGGAAUUCUAGUAAGAUGGCUGAGGUUCACAUUGUUGGACAAAUCGUUGGAGCCUCUGGCUUUCCUGACCACAGUCUUUUCUGUAAAUGGGGAAUAAACACAGGUGGUGCUUGGAAGGCUUUAGCGGGUCUAAGAGAAGGACAGACACAAGUUGAUACUCCGCAGCAACAUGACGCAGCAUACUGGGCUCACCCCAUAGACAUUCACUAUGCAACAAAAGGCCUACAAGGUUGGCCAAAAAUUCACUUUCAAGUAUGGCAUCAAGAUUCGUUUGGAAGAAAUGAACUCUAUGGUUAUGGUUUCUGUCAUGUACCUACAACGCCUGGCAUGCAUGAAAUUGAAUGCCCGACUUGGAGGCCCUCUGGGAGUUUCAAGGAACAAGUGUCACAGUAUUUUCUGGGAGGGGGACCGCAACUGAAAAACCCCGACUUGAUAUACAGUGGUGCUGAUCGUUACAGACUUCAUACCAUUGCGAUGGGAAGUGUACAUGUACGGCUCGGAGUUAUACUCAGGAACUUUGACAAAUAUGGAAUUGAAUGUUGAUACAUGUAAUGAUAUUUCUGAAGCAUUUUUUUGAAACUGGACAUCAUAAUUUUUUACCUGAUAAUUGACAUGAAUAACAUGAAAUAUAAUUUAUUGGUUUAGAGAUGUUAGCAACAUCUAAUGUAGGGACACAUCCUUUAGUUAUACAUAAUUUUUCAUGUGUCUGUAUAUGUGUUACAUAGUUUUUUAUCAUGUAAAUGUAUGUACAUGUAUAAUAAAAUAUAUUUUAUGAUACUAUA